Sesamum indicum (sesame) is the source of this 844-nucleotide messenger RNA. RefSeq lists its product as uncharacterized. The record is from RefSeq and is a predicted model, not a curated record. Lineage: Eukaryota; Viridiplantae; Streptophyta; Magnoliopsida; Lamiales; Pedaliaceae.
CAGGAAAGCCCUUCCGUAUCUGGGCAAAACUUGGAAAUAGUCUGUGGUUCAUAUAUCUAUAUAUGCUUAGCCUGAAUCUUGCUCUUUAGUGCUGGUGUGUUUAACUCAAGAGUGAAAUGGCUUUCUCAGCAACAGCUUAUUAUUGGCUUCUGGUUUCAGUUCUGAUUUACAUCUUUGUUUCCUCUUGCAAAUCCGGACUAGCAUUCGAAUAUCCCCAUCUUGGUGCUGCAGGAGUAGUUGCAAACGAGUAUUUGCCUCGAGCAGAAAAUGAAGGAGAAACAGAUCAGUACUUUCCUCAGGCCGGAAUCAUAGGCACCACUCCUCUCAUUUUCAGCAAAGCCCUUGAAUGUCUUAGUGACAAAUAUAUAUACAGCAGCUGUGAUGAAGCCCACAGGCUCACUCAAAGUGGAGAACUGAAUGUGCCACCGGAGUUCACAGAUCAAUACUGCAACGGGCCAUGCCUAACUGAGACGAGCCACGUGCUAGACUGUAUCAACGGAAUCUUAAAACAGUUUGUAUUCAUCAACAGGGCGACAGUGAAUGAUGUACGAGAAGCGAUUGAGGGUGGAUGUAGCUACGGACCUAAAAGAGGUAACUUCAAUGUGAUUGAGCAUAUUCAAGCUGAUGAUGCUACCAACAAGAUCGUGUCCAAACCUGUAAUUUACGCACUUGUGCUGAUGGUCAUUGGGUGGAGAAUGUUGUUCUAAUUUAUGUUAGGUUUGAGUGUUGGACAGUUUCUUUAUUUUGCAUGAGAUGGAAAUAUAUGUAUACAUUCCAUGAGAUGGAAAUAUAUGAUAUUCUCCAUUUGAAAUUAAAGGAAAAUAUGAAAAAGAUAAUUUCCGUA